This is a messenger RNA of Daphnia magna, 1848 nucleotides long. RefSeq lists its product as uncharacterized. The transcript is spliced from 4 exons. Gene Ontology annotation, cellular component: nucleus. Gene Ontology annotation, biological process: base-excision repair. NCBI's taxonomy places the organism in Eukaryota, Metazoa, Arthropoda, Branchiopoda, Diplostraca, Daphniidae. Gene Ontology annotation, molecular function: DNA-(apurinic or apyrimidinic site) endonuclease activity; double-stranded DNA 3'-5' DNA exonuclease activity; phosphoric diester hydrolase activity. The record is from RefSeq and is a predicted model, not a curated record. Bases 1 to 1848 code for a protein of 615 amino acids.
AUGGCUGCCAAGUGGCUCAAUAGUGUAGAUGUCGAUUUUGGGGUUCAAUUCCCGAGAUUGAGUAUGCGUGCGGUACAUGGGUUCGUGCGUAGUUUGAAGGUUGAGCCACAGGAUCUCUUUGGCCUAGUUGCUGCAUACACCUCAAGUUUUUUGUCCCAACACAGUGGUAUCGUCAGGACGGAAUUGGAAGGGAAAGAAGUUAAUGUAGUCAUCAGGGACAGUAAUAUUCAGGAGAAAUUUGUCAGAAUUGCAGGGAUUCCACAGAAUCUAGACUUGGGAGUAGUAAAGACACGUCUGAAGGAAUUUGGAACCAUAAUUGAUGCUCGUUGGGAACGCUAUCAGGUGGCAGAGGAUGACGUUUUAUACCCUGUUCUUGCCACUUGGAUGAUAGUACGAAUGACGUUGACUAAGAAUAUUCCCUCAUAUAUUACUAUUGGCAGCUAUCGUGCCAUGGUAAAGUAUGAGGGACAAAAACUUACUUGCAGACUGUGUGACGACGAAACCCAUUUUAGCUACAACUGCCCAACUUUGAGACGUAAUAAGGAAACUAUCAAUGUCCAAAAGCCCAGUAGUAAAAUGACAAAAAAGACAGAGACAGUUCCGGAAAAACCCGUCCCUCUACCCUUAGAUGUAGACCCCAUGUUUUCUAAGGCCUUUCUUGAGUGUGGAUUACAAAGUUCACUCUUAGGGAGGACUCCCAACUUAGAAAUUUCUCCCACCGAACAACCCGUUAAAUCCACAGACGACUCACCACGACAGACUCCACCAGCCCAAAUGAUAAUCCCUGAAACGCAACCUGAUGACUCAGAACCAAUGACAAUUUCCAUGGAACCAGUGGAACCCAAUUUGGGGGAAGUUGAGCCCAUGGAAACUGACAAAACAAAUAUCGUGGGACUUCAAGAGGUAGCAUUUCAUUCUUGUCCAAUUAUUGAAAGUCGCUACCGUUUGUUGGCAAAUGUCGGUCCCAACAAAAAUGGAACAGCCAUUCUCAUUAGACAGGGUCUGGACUAUUCUCGAUUACUUCUAGAACCCGACGGAAGGCUCAUAUCUAUUGACUUGGAAUGUUUCACGUUUAUUAAUAUCUAUGCCCCGUCAGGUAGUCAUGUAAAAACUGGGAGAAACAACUUUCUUCGUCAAACCGUCCCUGCAUAUACAAUAACUACUCGACUGCCCUUCGUGUUGAUGGGCGAUUUUAACUGCGUAGACGACAUCCAAGAUAAGGCAUCCUCCGACUCCUUCACUUCCCAAAGUAAUAUCGCCAGCUAUGCUUUGAAAGAGAUGGUUACUGGUCUUGAUCUGGUAGAUAUCUGGAAAAAGCUAAAUAAAAGUGAACCGGGGCACACUUUUUACCAUCCCUACGGUUCUUCUCGGCUUGAUAGGAUAUAUGCUAGCCGAUCUUUUGCAGAGAAUUUUUUAAAUAUUUAUUUGCAAUCUUUGUCGGUUAGUGAUCAUCAAUCGGUACAAUCCACGUUUACCUGCAAUCUCGAUCUCCCACAUCGUACUAGAUCCCCUGCUGGUUUGUGGAAAUUAAAUACUUCCAUAUUGUCAGAAAAAGGCUAUCAAAACUAUGUAAAAAAUUGUAUUCAUGAAUCUGCCAAUCAUCCUCUUAGGGAAAGUAAUGUCGCAAAUUGGUGGGAGAGUGUCCUGAAACCAGGUAUCAAACGCAUUUCGGUAGAUUAUUCUAAGCAAAGAGCUAGAAUGAUUAGGGAAACGAAGUUUUUCUACCAGUCCUGCAUUCAGGAGAUGACUGAAGCAGAUACCUUUGAUUGGGGAAACUCUUACGUCAUCGCAGGGCCGAGCGGCGAUCAGGCUAAUUCCCAAGUCUUCAGGGCUCUGUGGAAUUUCUAA